Osmerus eperlanus (European smelt) is the source of this 3768-nucleotide messenger RNA. RefSeq lists its product as uncharacterized. Bases 51 to 3758 code for a protein of 1235 amino acids. The record is from RefSeq and is a predicted model, not a curated record. Gene Ontology annotation, molecular function: protein binding. The transcript is spliced from 9 exons. Lineage: Eukaryota; Metazoa; Chordata; Actinopteri; Osmeriformes; Osmeridae. Gene Ontology annotation, biological process: establishment or maintenance of cell polarity; centrosome cycle; regulation of cellular localization. Gene Ontology annotation, cellular component: nucleus; apical plasma membrane; cell cortex.
CUUAUUCCAUCCCUCACCCUCCAUCCCAGGCUCUGUCUUGGCCGUGCUCCAUGGAGGACCUGGAAGUGGAGAUCCAGAGAGACGCAUCCCCCUCGGGUUCCCCUCCUCAGGAGAGAGCGUCUGAGCCUGGGCCUCCCUCCACUCCCUCACCCCCCUCCCCCCCAGCUGGCUCUGCCGUGCACGCCCUACAGACCAAGGUGAGGGCUGUCUCCUACCGGCCUGGGCGGAGGGAGAGGAGGAGAGACAAGAGGACUUCAGACAUCCAGCCUGUGGGGCCUGGCUGGUCCCUAGUCAUGCCCAGAGAGAAGGCCCGUGGCAAGGGUAGGGUGAACCCUCCAGUCCCCCUCAAAUACCCCGAGUGUGGAGGGGCAUUGAGCAGCAGUGAGGAAGAGGAGGAGGAUGGUGAGCUGGAGGUGCAGGUGGAGGUGGAGGUGGCCAGACUACAUCUAAAAACCUCCCCACCUGGCACGCCCGGGGAACCAGAGGCCCGGAGCUCCAGGAGGGGGGGAGGGAAGAACGGCUCUGACGGAGGCCCAGUUCGGACUGCCUCUGGUCAGCCCGUUCCUCCUCGAGGCCUGGGCGAGGGGUCCAGUGUGGAGAACCUCCAGACAGACGUCUUGAGCAGCACCACAGACGGCCCCUCUCCUUCAAAGCCUGCUCCGCCCUCCUCCUCUCUCUCCUUCUUGAUGACCUCUUCCUCCUCCACCACCACAUCCUCCUCCUCCUCUCGACACUGGGCACCCCCUAAAGGCUUCUGGAGAGUAGUGCGUCCAGAGACGCUCCACCUGAACGGUGCAGAGCCACUGUGUGCUGCAGCUUCACUUCCUGUGAAGGACUACACUCUGCUGUCGUCUCUUCCUGUAAAAGAUUACAGUCUGACUACAUCACUUCUUGUGAAGGAUUACGGUCUCACAACAUCACUUCCUGUGAAGGACCACGCUCUGAUGUCAUCCAUUCCUGUGAAGGACUACUCUAGGACCUCACUUCCUGUGAAGGACUACACAUUGACCUCAUCACUUCCUGUGAAGGACCACACUCUGAUGUCAUCCAUUCCUGUGAAGGACUACUCUAGGACCUCACUUCCUGUGAAGGACUACACUUUGACCUCAUCACUUCCUGUGAAGGACUACCCUCAGGAUUACACCUCAUUACUUCCUGUGAAGGACUACAUUCCAACCGCAUCACUUCCUGUGAAGGAGCUUGAUGAGCACCAGAGAACCAUGCUGGAGGAAGCAGAUUGGGGUGGUGCCAUGGCAACCCCCUGGGAGCUCCAGCGCUCUGACAGCCUGGAGAACUACUUGGACAGGUGUGAGCGGCGGGGGGCGGAGCCUGGCCUGGAGGGCUACCUGGACAGGUGUGAGCGGCGGGGGGCGGAGCCUGGGUUGCCGUUGGGAGGGCUGUGGAGGGCUGACAGCUGUGAGAGCGUGUGCUCACAGGGCGGUGCUCUGUCCAUCGACGAGAGGGUGGAAGCCAAUCAGAGGGCCCGAGGAAGACGGGGGCGGCCCGAGCGGGAGGAGGGGCUCUGCGUUGACAACCCGUAUCGCUAUGGAGACGAGGUCAGCAGGAGGGAGGAUAGAGGAGGUUGCCUGGACAGUGACUCCAACAGGUUGGUUCCUGUGUCCUACCCCAGGUCUCUGUUCCAAUCAGAAGAGCUUCCUCUGAGCCCCAGACAUGAGCAGGCUAAGCUGUUGCUGGAGCGCGCUCGCCUCAAGGCCCGGUCCAAUCACGUCAAAGGAGAGAGGCCGCCUCGCCGCUCGCAGUCCGACCAGAGAUACAGCCACCUCAGGAGGCAGCACCAGCACCCUCCCCCCCACAGUCCUGCUCCUCCCCAGAACCCUGCAGAGCUCAAAACCACAGAAGAAGUCCCUGCUCCAGCUCCGCCCCAGCCCGGCCCACUCCUCGUUCCCCAGGAGACAGACUCCUCCACCGGCGACCGGCGCUUGCGUCACCAAGGUUACUCACCCACACGGGUGCGGUUCGAAGAUGAAUCUGAGAGGGAGGCGGAGUCUCGCUACCUGGACAGGGUGAGGGAGCGUGGGCGGAGCCACAAGCUCAAGGCGGGGAAGAAGGAGAAGAGGGUGGACCCCGUCAUCGCCGUGGCCCCGCCCAGACAGGAUGAGGCAGGGCCAGCGAGCGUGGAGGCUGCAUGGGGACAGGAAGUGACAUUGAGGAAGUGUGAGGCAUGUGGGUCAAUCCUGAGAGACCCUCCUCCAAUGGCGGGCAAGCCCCAGGUUGCUCCCACCCCCUCGCUGCCCAACGACGACCAAUCAGAGAAGCCGACCUCUCGAUGGGCGCCACCUCCCAGCCGAUCGGAACCGAGCGUCCAGGGAACAAAAGUCAAAGUGCCGGUGGUGACGUUUGCAGGUGCUUUCAUCCUGGGGGAGGACGGCUCUGGGGGGGGCCGGGGGGGCGGGGGCGGGUGGGGGAGAAGGUCAGGGUUCGGGAAGCUGCGCAGACGCAGCCGCAAAGGAGAGAGCCGUCUGGAGUCCGGUAACGGGCCGUACGGGCCCUCCUGGGCCCAGAGACGUAACUCCCUCCCACGGCCCCGGGGCCACGCCCCCACAGAGAGCCCCGCCCCCACAGAGCACCCUCCGGUGGGUAACAGCAAGGAGAGCCCCACCCCUCCACUGCCUAUCAAGUCUGCUCUGAAGUCCUCCUCCAGGCCCCGGCCCUCCGCCAGCCCCUCCGUCCAGUUCAGGCUGAGCCAGGCUGGGGAGCCCGGGGGCCCGGUGGGGCUGGGGGCCCUGGAGACAGGGGUUGAGGGGGGGGUGGCCCCCUCCCAGACCGCGGGGCCCCCCGCCCUGGUGCCCUGCAUACGGCCCUCCUCUCUCCGGUACUCCUCCGCCAGGAUCACCCCCGACCUUCCGCCAGCCGAACUCUGGGACACGCCCUCGGACGGAGGUGUGGUGCUGGCCGGUGACUCCUCCCCUCCCAUCCCAGAGUUCCGCCCCCGGGGAUUGGGCGUGUCCAGGACGGACGACUUGAGGGCAGAGCUUCUGCGGUCGGAGCACCUGAAGGCAGAGGGCCAAUGGGAGGAAGGCCCUGAAGGAGCUCGCAGGGGUCCAGGGAAGCUGUCCCUGCGCCGGUUCUUCUCCUCCCUGGGUCUGAACAGCGUGGGCAGGCUGGUGAAGGGGGGCCGCUCCAGCAGCAUGGAGCAGCUCAGCGUCCCGCCCCCCUGUGCCAGCUCCCCCAGCCCCACCCGCAGGCCUCACUCCCCCACACGCCUGCAGAGGACCCCCUCCCUGCAAGCCCUCAAUACCGUGUCCCCGCUGGCCCAGCUGCGCAAGGCGUCGUCGGUGCAGAGUCUGGAGAGGAGAGCCGAGCGCUCCACCAUCUUGGGAGAGCUGCACGUGCCCUGCGGACUGGCUCCCAGGGAGCUCCAGAGGGCCCUGAGUGUGGAGGAGGUUCUGGCCCCGGGGGGGACCCUGCGCCCCGUGGGGGGGACCCUGCACCCCGUGGUGUCCCAGCCCCUCCAGGACGGCACCCUGCUGUUGGAGAUCUCCCGGCCGCCCAACGGACCCUUCGGCUUCCUCAUCUCCAGGGGCAAAGGUCGCCCCGACACAGGUGUGUACAUAGAGCAGGUGGGUGGCGGCCCAGGGGAGGGGCAAUACGUGGGGCUGCUGGGGGUGGGGGAUGAGAUUCUGGAGGUAAACGGGGAGGCUGUGGGCGGGCUGACCCUGGACCAGGUGACCCGGCUCAUGACCCGAGACAGCACCGCCUCCCUGCGCAUCCUGCCCUGCCGCCACAGCCCGCGCUGAGGAACCUGGG